Molecule: messenger RNA, 2144 nt
Organism: Sphaerulina musiva SO2202
Lineage: Eukaryota; Fungi; Ascomycota; Dothideomycetes; Mycosphaerellales; Mycosphaerellaceae
Exons: 2
Coding region: 39-929 (296 amino acids)
Biological process (GO): vesicle-mediated transport
Molecular function (GO): protein-macromolecule adaptor activity
Source: RefSeq, a predicted model, not a curated record
UUGAAAUGUAAUUCAUUCCCGUCGCCCUAUCGCACAAGAUGGAUAUCAAACUCUCCAAGCGCAUAUUGCUGCUCGGGCCACGUGGUGCUGGUGCUCUCGACAUUGUCAGAGACCUCACUGGAUCUGCGCCAGAGCCGGACGUGGACGGGUCGACCGCGGGACUAACGCACGAAUGGACCGCCGAAACGACAUAUUACAAAGCGAGAGUACCGGUCUGGAUUGACGAAAUAUCCGACGUACAGUCCUGGAAGUCCGACUUCCUCAAGCCCGAGGCGAAAGAAGUAGUUGGCGCAGUAGGUGCAUGGAUCUACUGCUUCCCGCGACAGGUGGAUGGCAGGAUUAGUGCUGAAGCGGAGGAGACCAUGAAGAGCAUACAGCAAGUGGUAGACGAGCACUCAUACGUCUCAGAAGCUGUUUUCCUUGCCGUCGCGAAGCCCAUGGGCAAGCAGGCUGUGAGCAGAGCAAUCGGAGUUCAGGAAGAGCAGGAAGAUGUGUGCACGCAGUAUGGUUUCGAGUAUGUCGAUUACGGUGCAGCUGGCAAAAACGAGUUCGGUGAGCGGAUGGGUUUCGAGCGACUGAAAGAAGCACUCGAAGCGAACGAGUGGGAGGCAGGAAUGGACGACGAUGUCGAUCUGGACGACCUGGACUUUACAGCCGACGACUUUGGGGAUUUUGGAACCGAAGAGGCAGAAAUGACUGCCGAGCUAUUCGGCAUGAAAGCAGCGCUGAACAACGAGGAUGAAUAUGAUGCGCCUGAAAUCGACUUCACUCCUGCUUCGGAAGCUAUACAAGUUGACGAUCUGGACAAGUUGAUGACCAAAUUGCUCGCGGUGAAAGAGCAGAGCGUGGGCUUGCCCGAAGAGGAACGGAAGAAGAAAGCAGCCAAAGCGGUCAAGGAUAUCAUGGAGGCAAAUCCAAACUUGGACUGAUCAGCACUAGAACGCCACAAAGAUGCAGAGCCAACUCCUUCUUAUGCGACGCGAAAACUCGCUCUUACGGUACGCCGCCAUCCCAGUUGUCCCCGGCGCCGGUAGUCCAGCAGGUGGCACUCAUAAGAAUGCUAGCAGUCCUGCGAGACCGAAGAUUCCCAACGUUCCCACAGCCUCAUACCUGCCAGCACCGUUGCCAUUGCCGCUUUGUGUGCCAGUAGCGUUCAACGCAAUGCCGCUGACCGAAGCAGUAGGCCUAAUUUGGCCGUCCUGGAUGUUCGUGGUCGUGAAUGAAAUGGAGCCAGAAGUUCCAGUGGCGUGUGGGACCGACCAUGCUGCGGUUCCGGUCACAGCUUGAGUGUAGUAGUAGCUGACCUCUGUCUUGUUACCGAUAGGAUCAGCAUACUUGACUGAGGAACUGCCAUCACCAGUGGCAGUUGGCGUAGCAGAAGGUGUCACACCGAUUGCCAUGCUGUAAAGGAAUUCUGCGAGACCGACUGAAGCCGUCGCAGUCGCGGCGCAAUAUGUGGAACUGGCACUCUGAAGUACAGAUUCUGGAAGUGUUCCUUCUAGCUCCAACGAUCCGUGCUUCGCAUAGCAAGCGACGCACCCGGCAAUUUGAUCCCAAAAUGACGAUUCGCAGAUGCAGACGCGCUGGGUGUCGUUGCCCUGGAGUGCCAGUCCGUUAUCAGUGUCGUCUUGACCUGCGGGAGAAUCAUCCUCUUGUCGCUUUUGAUGAAAGCCGUACAUGUUCGCGAGAACCCUAUCGAGAGAUCCAGGCCCGUACAUGCACUGUGCUUGUAUCGCCGUAACCUGUACAUCACGCGUCAGUCAUUGUGCAUCUUGGACAGAUUGACGAGAUGUGCACCUACUGCAUUGCAAGGGACCUCUAGAAUCGGGUCACCACUGGAAUUUUUCGGCGAACAAAUCGACGCUAGGUACGCUUCGUGACCAUUUUGCGCCCUGACCAGACCUGCUCCGACUACAAUGAGAACCGCUGCUGUAGUGUAAAUCAUCAUUGUUUUUUCGAUGUUAGCUCUGCGAUUGCCAACCCAGGUACGAUAAUGUCAGGUAAGGUAGGUAGGUAGGUAGGUAGUUCCAAGAGGGCAGUUCCGUGUCGUGCUACAGUAUUAGUAUGCAGUUUUGUUUUCAAAAUGUUUUUUCACGACAAACACAAACUGCGCAACCGAACGAACGCUCAGGACUCCAAGCAGG